Achroia grisella is the source of this 1359-nucleotide messenger RNA. RefSeq lists its product as uncharacterized. The transcript is spliced from 2 exons. NCBI's taxonomy places the organism in Eukaryota, Metazoa, Arthropoda, Insecta, Lepidoptera, Pyralidae. The record is from RefSeq and is a predicted model, not a curated record. The coding region runs from base 24 to 830 and encodes 268 amino acids.
GGUUGUGUUUAUAAUCAUACAAGAUGAAUUGGAGCAAUGAAAAUGUUAUCGAAUUUUUAGAGUUACUACAAGGUGAACCGUGUAUAUGGAAUCCAAAAAGCACGGAGCAUAAAAAUCGAAAUUUGAAUCUUGAUGCUUGGAUGAGAAUAAAAAACAACUUUUCUUUGCCUUGUUCAAUCCAAGAUUUAAAAAGGAAGAGGAAUUCCUUAUUGACGCAAUAUAGGCAAUAUAUAAAAAAAAUUAAAGACUCUACUAAAAUAGGCAACGGAGCAGACGUUUACAAACCAUCAUGGUUUGCUUUUGAUACAAUGAACAAUUUCUUGGCAGCUUUAUAUGAUUAUCAUCCAACAGCUUGUAUUGAGGACAGUACUGAUGAAAAGGAUGAAGAACUCGUGCAUAAAUCUUUAUCAAUGGAAUCAAAUAUGGAGAGACCACUUUCUCCUGAACCAAUUAUUAUCAGGCCUAUAGCACCACAUUCAAACAGUAGUAGUGAAUCGGAAUCAUAUCCUAUCAGAAAACGACGGCGCGUAAUGCAAGAUAUACUGAGAAUUAAGGAGCAUAAUGACGAUGAAUACUUUCCCAAUAAAAAAGUAACGGUCGAAUGCGAUUUGUAUGGUCAAUUAUUGGCACAAAAAUUAAAGCCUUUGAAUACAAAUGACAGACUAGUAUUAAUGAAUGAAAUUGAUAACCUCGUAUUCAAAUACGUGAUGAAUAUUAGGAAACGGAAUAGUGAAACUACAAUAUAUGUGCCACCUAUGAAUCCAACCACGGUUCAACCUGGGCCAUCUACUAUGAACACCCAGUCUCCAGAUGUUUCAAAAGAAACAUAAACAUAUCAUAAUAAUAAGAAGUAACAUUAUAUAAUACAGAGUUUCAAAGAGACUCGGACAUGUAAUAUAUAUUUGUAUAAGCAGCUAUAAAAUAUGUACAGUAAGUCUAACGAUGAUUUAUAUGGGUCCUUUGAAUCACUUCGUUAACGCGUUUUGUUAAUCUCUUUUCCCUGUUAUAAAUUAUGUAAUGUUUUAUAAUAAAUAAUACAAUAAAUGAAAUCGUAAUAUUCGUCAAAAUGCAUUAAUAUGGAUUCCAAAUUAAAAAUUUGGUUGAAUUGAUUUAGGCACCAUUAUUUAUUUUAUUUUAAUGUAGUGAAUAAUAUAAGAUUGAAAUGUGAUUUUUUAUGUAUUUUAUUAUUAUAGUAGCUACACGCCCCGGCUUCGCACGGGUGUACAUGUAUUAUAUACAUAAACCUUUCUCUAGAAUCACUCUAUCUAUAAAAAAACAGCUUCAAAAUCCGUUGCGUAAUUUUAAAGAUUUAAGUAUAGGGACAGACAGCGUUAGCCACUUUUUUUAUACUAAGUAAUG